AUGACGCCCUCCUCCAUGGGCUUCGGCAUGUCUCGCCCGCACUCGCAAGCAGACAAUCACCCCAUGGUGCCCCAGCCUAACAAGCGCUCCCUCCCCAGCGGCGCCAGCAUGAGCCCCAACCCCGCCCUUCACGGACACACCGUCAACCUCUCCUUCAAUGUCCCUUUCAACGCCAACCUGCCCGGCCCGGACAAGGAGGAUGUGCUGUACAGCAGUCCCACUGCUUAUCAGAAAUGGAUCCAUCCCGAGGGUGCCUCCGAGGAUGCACCCAACCAUACUCUACCUGUCCACACACGCAACGUGGAGAAUCUACGGAGCCUGUGCAAGCAGCUGAGUGAUAGCAGUGGCGACCGGAUACAUGCCACGGUCACGUCCUCGAAGCCGAAGCCUGUGCCGGGCAUGCAACGGGGUCCGCUGACCGCCCUGGUGACAAACGUGUGCAUAUCAGGCGAUUCAGAACUUGUGCACAAGAUGCGGGCCAAAGUGCUGAACGAGACACCCAUCACAUUGGUGAGUAUGAGGAUAUUGAAACAGGUUGUGCGUGCGGCUGACAAAGCGUGCAGCGUUGCGAGACCAUUGACAUCGACCGCGACAUAGUCUUCACGCCGGGCAGGGAUGGUGCCAGAGCCGACAUCCUUCGUCAUAUGGAUGAGAUUGCCGACCAGACGAAAGCUGACAUCUUCUUGCUCGAGUCGAAAGCCAAGAGAAAGGAUUCGGACUCGAUGAGCUUCAGCGGGGGUAUGGAGAAGAGCAUGGACAACAGGCUACGGAUACACGUCUAUGGCGAUACCGAGAGUGCAGAGAAUGCAAAGACGAGGCUCCUGAUCAUGAUUGACCAAAUCCUGCACCGUCAGGUCGACACCAUCCGCCUUGAGCUUUCACUGCACACCCUGAUUGCUGGGCGUCAUAGGAGGAACAUCAAGCUGAUUGAGUCGGCUACGGGCACUGCGAUCUACUUUCCUCCCAUGUUUCCCCAGGUCUUCGGGUACAAGCCACCAGGUUCUGUUCCACUGCGGACUCGGGACGAGAUCAUCAUCACGGGAGACAACAUGGAUAACAUCCUGCAGGCCAAGAAGCGUUUGACCGAGCUGGUGAUGAACUGCAAGACAUUCAUCAAGGACGUGCAGAUAACGACGAGCAAGGUAGACUACAUUCUACUGGAACGGCUGGACAAGAUCCGGAGGAUUGUUGAGGCUAACGGGUCUUAUGUGCUGCUGCCAUCCCUCGGAAACCACUCUGGAGUGCUGCGAGUGCAGGCUACAGACAUUCUCAAUGUGGAGCGCACCGUGCGUGAGAUUAUGGGUCUUGCCGGCCAGUUCUACAGUGCAUCCUGGUGGGUCACACAUCCAGAUCCAUCCCAACGACAGCCUACCAUGUCCGACAUUCGUGCCAUGCUCCCCGAUAUUUGCAUCAACUCUGGCGCCGAGAUCACUUUCGAAAAGCUCAAUUUCCACAUCAAUGGAAGCGACGACUCUGUCAAAGCAGCCAUGUCCAUCAUCAACACGCUACCAUUUGUGAAGAAAGCACAGUCCACCCUUCGUGUCAAGGUCGAGCUUGCCAACGAGCACAAGGAAUUUGUGAGCGGCAAGAAGAACGGCAAGAUCAACAAGAUCAUGAGCCAGAGCAACGUGCAGAUUGUGUUCGACGGGUUCAACGAAUACAACUUCUACAUUGACGUCCGAGGAGCGCAAUAUGAAGCCACAAAGAACGGUCUUGACCUAGUCGAGCUCGAGAUGCCGGCUUCGAUCUCUUUCCACGUCCCGGACCAGUACCACAAGCGAAUCAUCGGCAUUGGCGGCCAGCACAUCCAGCGCAUCAUGAAGAAGUACUCCGUCUUUGUCAAGUUCUCCAAUGCCAUGGAUCGAGGUGGUAUCGGCAAGGAUGACGAUGACAUUAAGGUUGACAAUGUCAUCUGUCGGACGCCGGCCCGCAAUGCUGACAAUCUCGAGCUGGUCAAGCAAGAGAUCAUGGAUAUGGUUGAGAAGGUUGACGCCGAGUUCGUCUCCGAGCACGUUCCUGUGGAUCGUCUCUACCAUCGUGAGCUCAUUGCCAGAAUGCCAGAGAUUGAGGAGCUCGAGAAGAAAUGGAACUGUAAGAUCACCUUUCCGGGAACAGAACAGGCAAGUGAUAUCAUCACGGUCUCCGGGCCAGAGUAUCAGGUGCCGCAGGCUGUCGACGAAUUCUUGGUAAGUGAUGUUGUGCCGGCUUGCGCCAUCAACGCUGACAGUGACCAGGGUAUGGUGCCCGAGACCCACGACAUCGAGUUUCCAACCACUGCAGAGCUUCACAAUUUCUUGAUUUCCGACGAGUUCAACCUCGACACCGCGCAAAAGCUCAAGGACCAAUACGUGGUCGAAGUGUCUGUCAAGGAGCAGAAGCAAGAGAAGCAGGGCGAUGAGGAAGUCACGGUCCAAAGGCUUCACCUCAGCUACACUCGCAACAAUGCCGGGGGUCUCAAAGACGCCAUUGACUUCUUGCUGAUGCCUCUGAUCUCUCGUGGCUUGGACCAGAAUGUCGUCAAGGGCGCGAUCCCACGUCCCAAGUCCGACUCUUUCGAGGACAACAUGCCCUACUUUGAAUCCAAGCUUUUGCAGCGUGCAGAGCCUCCACUCUCGACGGAAUCACCGACCCGCGGUACCUUUGGCGACGAAGGUGGUGCCCGCUCCAUCUUCGACAAACUCAGAAAGCCCGGUAGCAUGUCUUCGUUUACGUCCUUCAUGGAACGUCGACGCAAGAACGGAUCCAAUUCCCCGGCGUCCCUCUUCAUGCACGCAUCCAACAAUGCCUCCAAGGCAUCUCUUGCCAGUAUGGAAUCGCGUGACUCUGGUUAUCGCAACCCUUGGAAUGAUUCCGGUAUUGACCUUGAACACGACCAACAGAAUGGCCACAAUCAUGCUAAUAGCUGGGGCUCUUUUGGCGGAUCAUCGCGCCCCAACACCUCCUCCAACUCCCUUUCUGGCGCAUUCGAGUCCAAGUUUCCUUUUGGCGCAAACGGUAAUGCGUCCACGAGUUCUCUUAACACUCCAAUGAUACCCGGCCUCGGCAUGGUCAACGGCAGCACCGCGACGAUGGCAGGCGCCGGCAGCUCGGCCAACGGCGAUGUGACACCCAAGUACGACGCCCAGAAAGACGGAAGUCUGACAAUGGGCGAUGACGGAAAGGGCAGCUCCACUUUGCUGGGAGGCCAGUUCCCGAUGCAGCAGCCAAUCUCGCGACCUACUUCGACCAAUGCCGCGGCUACCAACAACAAAACCACCGAUACCACUUCUGCGAGCACUACGACUUCAGGAUACCCGGCCCCAAUCGGGCCUCCGCAUUGA
This is a messenger RNA of Lecanosticta acicola, 3320 nucleotides long. NCBI's taxonomy places the organism in Eukaryota, Fungi, Ascomycota, Dothideomycetes, Mycosphaerellales, Mycosphaerellaceae. The record is from the annotation of a GenBank genome assembly.